AAGGACCCACGAGCGAACGCUAAACCGACGAACCGCGCGUCGAUUGCGAGAGAGAACGGUACAUUAUUCCCGUCAAUCAACCCUACAAUGCAAGUGUUUAUAAUGCGUUUUAACCUCUGCUCCGUUUGUUUUGGUUCUGCUUAUGUUUCCCUUGAAACUGGCUGUAUUAAUAAAUUACAUUUUUCAUCUCUGUUCUUUCCUUUAUUUAUUUAAAUCCCCUCUGCCCUCCUGCCCUCCACUAUCUUCGCUAUAAGAAAAUUGCGAAAUGUUGCUUAACUUUCUGCCGAUCUAUGUUUCUGGUUUUGGUCAUUUAUCUCCCGUGUGCAUUAAAUAAAUCGUCACCGUGAAUGUUGAUAUUAUAAAAUGAGAACAAUACAGAAAUUGGACUGCAUGGCGUACGAAUAAAUCUGAGAACAAGGACGUCAGAUUCUAUAAUCAUUUUUCUACAAUCUCAUCUUUUGUUUAUCUUGCACGUUCUAUUUUUUCCAUUGUAAACGUAAGUUGCAAAGGAACAGUGUAAUAAAUACUUUGUUAUGGCACCCGAAUAAAAGUUGGGAUUAGGUGAAUCGGUGAAUCUCAAAUGCAUGGCAUAUGUUAAGUCUUACAAAAAUUUAAUGACACCACUAAAAGAUGGAUAGUGAUCACGCGAAGGACAGCACUUCCAAAUUAAGUGGGAACACUAACAAUAAAUCUGAGGAAAUAUUAGGACUGAGCACGAGAGAAGCGCUUGAAACGUUGCAACGUGAUAUUAGAAGGGUCCUGUUCGAAUAUGAAGAAGAAUGUAGAAGGAAUAAAAAAUAUAAAGCUUGGCUGAGGGACACUUUACAUCAUCGUAGUCAGUACACGACUCUUUGUUGGACAUCAGCAAUUGCACUUUUGAUCAAUGCUAUUAUUCUCAUCACCGCAUUCUUCACGAUCGACGAUACGACUUGGUAUCCCACACUGCCCUAUGAAGGACUGACCGUCUGUUGUUUAGUGAUGUUAAACUUUAUUUUAGUCGUGUCGGAUAAUAAAUUGCGACACGAAGAAAUUCCUUACAGGAUACGAAUCCUCAUCGACCAAUUAGAAGCGGCGAAGAGUACUUGUCAAUGGGAUACGGAAAAUUAUCCGCAUCUGUGCAGCCCACUGUCUCCUUGUUUAACUCUGCAGUGGACUUACCGCGACGGACACAUAGUUAAUCUACCAUGGGCAUUGUUAGUCGCCGGUGACAUAAUUGUAAUAAAACCUGGACAACAAGCACCGGGCUAUUCCGUUCCCUAUGACGAUUCCGAUGCUUCGGUGUUGCACGCGAGGGAAGUGUACAGUCCGCAGGUUCACAGCGCGAACGAGAUUUUCUCUACGCCUCAAGCGCGAUCGCCGUUGAAGAACAAGAUUUACAAGCUUCAAGAAACACCGUAUUUGAUGAAUCUCAGAAUGGCUCUCGAUCAAGCCCUCGACAGGCCAGUGACGUAUCAUAAUCGGAAACGUCAUCUUCUAAUGAUCUGCUGCAUCGAACAACUUGCCUAUCCGGUUCUACUGAUCAUCGUAUUGAUCGUAAAUCUGUUUCGAUACUUGUAUUUAUCGGAGUACUUUGGUAUCGGGAAUUGGAGCGAGAUGUUCCUGUUGCAACCGAUCGCAGUUAGUAUUCCCUUGCUACCAUUGAUAUUCCCAACGUUUUGGAUCUUCUUGAAUUGCUUCGGCAUGGCUCGUUUCAAGGCACUGUUCAAGCUCUAUCAAUCGUCAAAGAAGCUUCAGUUCGUAGAUCCUUUUGAGGAUGCGGACUUCACUGGACCCAGUCACCCAGAAGUAGUUUACAAUUGGCAAGAAUUGAAGGAAUACUUUUUCGAUAUUCUGUUCGGUAAAGAACACAUGAUGUCGAGAUCCGCGAGUAUCCUGCAUGUUUUAGGAUCAGUCACGGCAUUGUGUUGCGUGGAUAAGAAAGGGAUUCUUUCGUGGCCUAAUCCAACCGCGGAGAAAGUAUUUUUUUUACGAAACGCCAACACCCUGUCACCGUCUUCGAGCACUGGUAGCUUAGAUAGAACGUCGGAACAUCAAUGUCAAACUCAAACGGAAGAUUCGAAGCAAGAAUCGAACAAGACGUCGUACGUGACGCACGAUAUGUCUCACUCGAAGGCCGAAGUCCUGGAUCUGACGCACGAUCACGCGUUGCCGUUUCGUCUGCAGUUUGACGAUCACUCGUGGAGGCAACAUUUGAACUCAUUGAAACCAUUAGGUUUAGCGAUUCUUCUUAAUACGUGUAACAUGGACACCCAGGAGGGUUACAUGCAAUUCUGUGGCCACAUCACGUGCGAAGCGUUGUAUAACGAAAAUCUUGUCCCAGUAACGAACAGACGCUACCAGGAACAGUGUGUAGAGGAUAAUAACGGGUGUCGAGCGAAAGAUACAGUGCAAAGUUCAGCACAGGUGUAUUUAGCCGACGAGUCGGGAAGCCUUGGACACAUGUGGUGUUUGUGCGAAUUAGCGAAGCAGAUAGGUUUCCAAGACCAGGCGCAAAAUAUAUUCCAACUGGAGCAACAAUUGUCCACGUUUAGGCAUGUCCAACCGGAAAUGGUUCGGCGAGAUAUUAAAUUCGCAAGGUCUUUGAGCAUUGCUACGAAAUUGAAGUUCCCAUUUCCCCACAUGGUCGCCGUGGUCGUUAGAGAACGAAGCGGAGGCGGUUUGCAAUUGCUUACACAGGGCACAGCGGACAUAAUCUUGGACUCCUGUAUCGAGUUCUGGGAUGGUCACGAUCUCUGCCCGCUAUCGGCAACCGACAGGAAAAAGGUGCAGGACUUUUAUCAGAGGACGAGCUUAACGUCGUACUGUACCGCGUUCGCGUACAGACCUCUGACGCGCGGUAUCAGUGACAAACUGUCGCACAUAUACAUCGAACUUCCUGCAGACAGCAAACAUUUGUAUGCGCCGCACAGAAGUCCCACCCCUUUGCCCUGGGACUUUAAAAACGUCCUCGAUCCGAGAGUAAAAAGCAUACUUGGACAAUUUCAUUCGACCGAUUCUUUGUUGUGCUAUGAGAAUAAGGACGACAAUGUGGGCGACGUGGAAAGUUGCUUCGAAAUUCAAUGCAACCAAGUUUUCAUAGGGAUGGUGACUAUGCAGUAUCAAGCACAAACGGACAUGGUACAAUUAAUUGAGCAACUCGACAGAGCAUGUAUCCGUUUCGUUCACUUCAGUAAGGAGAACGAAUUGAGGUCGCGGGUCUUCUCCGAGAAGAUGGGAUUGGAGAGUGGAUGGAAUUGCCACAUAUCGUUGCUCAGUGAGCGAGCUAGGAGACAGCAAUGGCUGGAGAGAUAUCCACACAUGACGUAUAUGUCCGAGAGUCCAGUGGGUUGGUGGGUGAGCCAGGCAGCAGCCAUGUCCUCACCCACUCCCUCGGCCCAAUCUCAUCAGCAUAAUUACUCCUGCAUGGAUGAGGCCAGCCACUUGCUUAAUCGUGUCUCUCCUCGCACGAAUCUGGACAACAGCCGUGCUAUGAGCAUGUCGGCCCCGAGCGCUAUAAACACUGAUUUCACCACGGUGAAGUUCGACGACGAGACCACCGAGUGGAAUGACACGGGGACGUCCCAAGUGAAGAGCGCUAUGAGCCACAGGGAACAAGAUACUGUUAGAAGCGAAGACAGUGUGCUCGUGCAAAGCGUGGACUUAGGAUCCGGUCAAGAGGCAUGGAGAUCUCUGAGUUGUCUUACGGACAGCACAGAACAAAGCGCGCCCGUGAACUUCGAUUUAUCGAACAGGGCGAAACUACCUCGAGGCAUUGACAAGAUUCGACCGCACAUAGAAUUGAUAGACAACGUACCCCUUUUGGUAUCUCUGUUCACCGAUUGCAACACGGCUGUUACAAGGGAGAUGUUGCACAUAAUGCAGGAUUACGGAGAAGUCGUUUGCGUGCUCGGUUCCUCUGCCAACGCGGAGAACAUGCCUAUCUUCAUGCAAGCCGAUGCAGGUGUGGCAAUGGAACCACUGUAUCCACAAGUCUGCCAAAGAAUCCCGGUGCUCGCGUCAACCAGGGAGGACCAAGGGCCAUCCCCAGUCGACUUGAGCAGGGCACUGAAUUCUGUAUCUUGUUCACUGAGCGUCAAACGAGAAGAUCCAAUCGCGAUUUUUCAUCUAGUCAUGGAGGCUCGGCAUUAUAUGACGUGUCUAUGGAACUGCGUGCAAUUCUGGCUGUGCUGCACGAUCACGCUGUCCUUCACGCAAGCCAUGUCCGGCUUCUUGCUGCUGCCACCCCUGUUUUCAGUCGAUCAAGUAUUAUGGUUGUGCUGCUUAAUCAUUCCAGUGUUGUCGAUAUCCAUGAUCGCUACGCCCAUAGACCACACCAUAAUGCAACGCGCGACUGGCAAAAAUCAGUGCACCGUGAACGGACAGGUUGCGCUGUUCGUCUUAUGGUGCUACGGCAGCAAAUUUUUGCCAACGGUCGUGACAAUUGUAUUGUCUCAGUGUAUCUCACUUUUGACACUGUGCCCCAUUUACACGACUGACUCGAAGUGUCUGUACGUGUACCCGGAUGUACAGGGCGAGGUUCCGUGGGGCGGUUGGGGCGACAAACCUAAUAUUAUUCUAGUGAUACAACACUUCGCCUUGUCGCUAUUAGUUUUACAUUUAGUAACAAUAUCCAUAGGCUUUGUACAUAGAGAAUAUUCCAUUUGGAAAAAGCAACCGUUCAACAAUUUCGUAUGGUUCUUAAGUGCAUUUAUAGCGUUGUGCGCACAAGCAGCGUUCUCGGGGACGGUGUUUUGUAAAUUCUGGAAAGACGAGGGUCAAAACAUCGAGGACUUCCCUUUACAUCUUCCCCUAUUUUUCUUAGUUUCCUUGCCACUGAUUUUCCUCAUUAACGAACUGAUCAAGUGGCAAGAGAUAAAAGUAAACGUAAGGCAUCAAAAGAGAGCGCGGCUGGAAUUCGGUACAAAACUUGGAAUGAAUUCACCGUUUUAAGCAAUGUGAAACGGUGCAUGUAGAACAUGGUACGUUUACGUACGUGGAGUGCAGUUAGGAAAUCUAAAAUACUCAAGUUCCGCAUGAUACUGUUACUGUGUUAAUGUACUUCGCGAGGAGAUCUGUAAUAAUUUAUUAUUUAUUUAUUCGAAAUACGUUCGGCUAGCUGUAAAUUCUUUAAUACACGAAGACAGUAUUUGAAAUUCAAAUCCUACGAGAAUCCUGCGAGAAGAAACUUCGAAACUGUACAGUUUUGAAAUCUGUAGAAUUGUUUCUCGUAAUUCGAUAUCAAAUGUUUAUAUUUUUGUAUAACACGAAAAUGAUAUUUUGUAUUCUGAAAGUUAUACGAUAGGUACUAUAUUGCACUGAACGUAAAGAUUCACUGUUGCAAGCCUGUGCCACCGAGGAGAGAUUACUAAAGAGUGGCAGCAUUAUGGGACCUUGCGUCGCACGAAAAAGUAUGCAAAUUUUUAGAAUAUAUUGCCACCGAAAUAGAAGGCAAAACAAUUGUCGAUGUUAAACAGUUGCCAGCUAAAAGAAAGAUCCCAUGCAAUUUCCUUUUAACUCCACUCGUUAAGAAAUAAUUGGCGAUGAACGAACUAAUUAAUUGAUUACUCCGGAAC
Molecule: messenger RNA, 5552 nt
Organism: Ceratina calcarata
Lineage: Eukaryota; Metazoa; Arthropoda; Insecta; Hymenoptera; Apidae
Product: transmembrane protein 94-like protein l(2)k05819
Exons: 27
Coding region: 631-4929 (1432 amino acids)
Molecular function (GO): nucleotide binding
Source: RefSeq, a predicted model, not a curated record